CUCCGCCGCCCCGGUAGCGCUGUCCAAGGCCCGCAGCCGAGUGCUGUCCCUGGCUGGACCUGGGGAAAGCAUCCUGCAGCGCGGUGGGAGCUGACAGUCAUUUUCUUCCCGCGAAGAAUUUUUAAACCAGCAGGUUACCAGAGGAAAAAAAAUGGCCACUGGUCGUUCACCAUGUUUCUACAUAGAAGAACUUAAUAAAUACCAACAAAAGAACUGUGUAGAAGUUAGGUAUUGUGAACUGGCUAAGACAGGACCUCCACAUAAUUUUAGGUUUACAUAUCAAGUUAUAAUAGAUGAUAAAGAAUAUCCAAAGGCUGAUGGUAGAUCAAAGAAGGAAGCCAAAAACGCUGCAGCCAAAUUAGCUUUGGAAAUGAUUAAUAAAGACCGUAAGUCAGUUACUUUUUCAUCUCAGCUGACAACAAAUAUUCCAGAAAGACCACCCAUUGAGAAUUACAUAGGCCGUCUUAAUACGAUCUCCCAGAAGAAAAACCUACGUGUAACUUAUGAAGAAUGUAAAUCAAAGGGUGAUGGGCCUGAAGGAUUUCAUUACAUAUGCAAAAUUGGACAAGAAGAAUAUGGUAGUGGUGUGGGUUCCACUAAACAGGAGGCAAAACAGUUGGCUGCCAAACUGGCUUAUGAAAAGAUAGAAUCAGAAACAAUGAGAGAUGGUUUCAGUGCUGUGUUUGGUGAUGGCGAAAGAAACUCUCCAGCAAUGAGUACAUCUAGUUCUGAAUCACCGUCUGAAAAUGGCUUCUCAACAAAUGCAUCAGAAAGCAGUGAUGAUAAGAGUGGCACAUUAGCCAGCUCUUCCGUGUCUCCAGGGGACGGUUCCAGAAAUAAUUCCAGGAAGGUGAAGAGAAGUUUGGCGCCUACGUUUGUCUCUCCUGUGAAGACAGAAGAAAACAUUUAUAGUGUGGACUUAAGGUUGGUCAACGAUUUCACAGAAUUAACACCAAUUGGCUCAGGUGGAUUUGGCCAAGUUUUCAAAGCCAAACACAAAAUUGAUAAGAAGACUUACGUUAUUAAAUGUGUUAAAUAUAAUAGUGGGAAGGUGGAGCGUGAAGUGAAAGCUUUGGCAACACUUAAUCAUCCAAAUAUUGUUCACUACCACAAUUGUUGGGAUGGGCAUGAUUAUGAUCCUGAGCAAAGCUUAAAUUCUUCAAGAUCAAAGACUAGGUGCCUUUUCAUCCAAAUGGAAUACUGUGAUAAAGGUACGUUGGAGCAAUGGAUUGACGAAAGAAGAGGCAAGAAGCCAGACAAACGUUUGGCUUUGAAUUUCUUUCAACAAAUAACAACAGGAGUGCAUUAUAUACAUUCAGAAGAGUUAAUUCAUAGAGACCUUAAGCCAAGUAACAUAUUUUUAGUAGCUAUGAACCAAAUCAAGAUUGGAGACUUUGGACUUGUUACAUACCUGAAAAAUGAUGAAACGCGGACAAGUAAAAAGGGAACAUUACGAUACAUGAGCCCAGAACAGCUUUCUUGUGUGAAAGACUAUGGAAAUGAAGUGGACAUCUAUGCUUUGGGGCUGAUUCUUGCAGAACUUCUUCAUAUAUGUCCCACUUAUUUAGAAACAGGGAAGUUCUUUGACGAUCUAAGGAGUGGCAAAUUAGAUGUAUUUGACGACAAAGAAAAAGAUCUUCUGGAGAAAUUACUCUCAGUGGACCCCAAGAAACGACCUACCGCAUCUGAGAUACUGAAGACUUUGAAAGAGUGGAAUAAUGUUACAGAAAGAAGGAAACGAAACACAUGUUAGAUACUUAAAAAAGUAUCCUGCUUCUGAUAAUUCCAUUUUCCUGUAACUGUCUAAAAUCUGCUUGGGAAUAUUGAUGGUAUUUAUCUUCUAUUUUCAUUUUUUCUCUUUAAUUUUUUUUUUUUGCCACAUUUGAAGAAAGAUUUACAUUUUUUCUUACUUUAGAAACAUUCUUACAUUUGACUUUACCGUGGAUCAUCUUCUUAUUGUGAAAAUACCAAAAGAACCCCUCAAAUUUUCUUUUUAAUACCAAUCAGUGAAUCAAUUAAUUAAUGAAUAUUUAUUAAAUGCCUAAUGUUUCUAGGCAAAAAUAGUAUCAGAUCUAUCUCUGUCUUAAAUAGCUAAUAAUCUAGUUGGAGAAUAUGGUCACUUUUCACUUUCAUGCAUUGGAGAAGGAAAUGGCAACCCACUCCAGUGUUCUUGCCUGGAGAAUCCCAUGGGUGGGGGAUCCUGGUGGGCUGCCAUCUCUGGGGUUGCACAGAGUCGGACACGACUGAAGUGACUUAGCAGCAGCAGCAAACUUAAAUGUAUAUAUCCUUUCCUGAAAAGCACUCAAUUCCAUUGCUACAUACAUACCAACAACAAUGUUCAUAGAAACCCUGUUCAUAAUAGCCAAAAAAUAGGAAACAGUGCUAAUGUGCACCAGAAGAAGAAAGGAUACACAAGUUGUGUUAUAUUCACACACUGGAAUACUGUAUGUAUAGGGUGAAAUGAAGGGAUUUCAGCUGAACACACUAACAUGCCAGAUCUCUCAGGAACAUAUGUUAAGGAAACAAAGCAGACUGCAGAAAAUAUACACAGAAUGAUUCCAUUAAUAUAAAGUUAAAAGAACAUGGUAAGUGGAAUAAGUGUGAAAUGAGUGUGUUUAGGUAUCCAAACGAAUGUGGUAAACAAUACAGGGAAGGAAAGGAGUGAGAACUAUUAUUAGAUUCUGAUAGUGGUUUUCUCUGAGGAGGGACAAGGAGAGAUUUCAGAGUAAACAGUUAAUUUUUUUUUCUUACACUGCAUGUUGAGUCCACUAGUGUUUACUGCAUAAUUCUUUUACUUCUCUUAAAUACAUUUUGUACAUGUUAUAACAGACACUUUAAAGAGAUGAUAAUUGUGCUGUAAGACAAUAGCUGAGCACAGAAAACAGUCAAUCUGGAGGGGUGAGAUCACAUACAGAGGAACCAGGGCACAGGCUUAGAAGUGACAUUCCUGUGAGACUUCCAAGUCUGUGAAGGAUUGAGAUGAAUAGAGAGCACACCACGUGAGGAGCCUGGACGAAGGGCCUGGUAUGCAUCCUGGAAAAGAUAGAUUUGAGAAAUUGGGUACACUAGUUUGGUUCCAUGAAUUGCUGUUGGGAACGUGCUUAGUUGCUCCGUUGUGUCCAUCUCUUUGUGACCCCAUGGACUGUAGCCCGCUAGGCUCCUCUGUCUGUGGAAUCCUCUAGGCCAGAAUACUGGAGUGGGUUGCCAUUUCCUCACUCCAGAGGAUCAUACUGACCUAGGGAUUGCACCCACGUUUCCUGCAUCUCCUGCCUUGGCAGGCAGAUUAUUUACCGUAUAGCCGCCUCGGCCAGAAUAUAAUUAAGGCUGCAUCUUGGAAGAACUUGAGGGUUACUUUAAGCUUUAUAGUAACCAACUGCCUUCACAGGUGGUGCAGUGGUAAAGAAUCUGCCUACCAAGGCAGGAGAAGCAGGAGAGGUGGGUGCGAUCCCUGGGUGGGGAAGAUCCCCUGAAGUGAGGAAAUGGCAACCCACUCCAGUAUUUUUGCCUGGAAAAUUGCAUGGACAGAGGAGUCUGGCGGGCUACAGUCCAUGGGGUCCCAAAGAGUCGGGAGUAACUGAGCACACAGCAGCAACCAACUAUCAUUCUAAAAUCAUCGUGUAAUUUUAUAAUUUUUAAAAUGAGCCAAGUUUAAGCUUAGCAGAAAAAUCAUAGUAAUAGAAAAUACUUUUGUCAAGAUUUAUAGCAAUUUCUAAAAAGUAUAAUUGAAAGCAGUUAAUAUGGUCUUCAACUCCCAGUGCAGUAUUUGAUUAAGGCAAGGUUCAUCAAUGGAUGCUAAAACUUUUGGUUGAAAAGGUAUUGGGAAACAGAAGCCAAAAAAGGAUGUAAAUAUAGUCCCAUAGAUGAUAUUACAAAGGGGAAGAUGUAUCUUUAAAAUGAAAAGAUCUUGUCACCAUAAUAACCAAGUAAUUAAAGGUUCAGCAUCACCAAAAGUGGAAGCACUUAACACCGCACCCCUCCUGAUGUGAUGUAAGAAUUAUAGACUGUCAGCUGUUUAGUUUUCUUGCCCACAGUGUUUAACUGGAAAUUAAUCAUGAAAUUAAAUUAAAAUGAUUAGCCAAAUCCUGAAUGAAGUCACUGAUAAGGUAAUUAACUUGGGUUUCUCAAAAAGUCAGGACGACGAAAAAAAAAGUAGAGGAACUCUU
Molecule: messenger RNA, 4163 nt
Organism: Bubalus bubalis (water buffalo)
Lineage: Eukaryota; Metazoa; Chordata; Mammalia; Artiodactyla; Bovidae
Gene: EIF2AK2
Product: eukaryotic translation initiation factor 2 alpha kinase 2
Exons: 16
Coding region: 152-1753 (533 amino acids)
Biological process (GO): protein phosphorylation
Molecular function (GO): protein kinase activity; double-stranded RNA binding; ATP binding
Source: RefSeq, a predicted model, not a curated record